Molecule: messenger RNA, 1348 nt
Organism: Paramuricea clavata
Lineage: Eukaryota; Metazoa; Cnidaria; Anthozoa; Malacalcyonacea; Plexauridae
Source: the annotation of a GenBank genome assembly
AUGGAGGAAUGCUUUGACGUCGGGGAGAAAGAUAAAAGAAAGAGGCAUACAACACAGUCGUGCCAGCAGUUAAUGGAAACAAAGCUUGGAAAAGGAUCUAUGUUAACUACACACCAGAUUGAAAGUUACUGGGGUGCUUACAAGCAAAAAAAGUAACAAUAUAAAAAUUACAAUAAUUCAUAUGGAUUUACAGGACAAUUUGGUAAAAUAGGCAGUGUUAAAAUCUCAAUACUGUUUACAUUAUCUUGAAAAAAUAUGGCAUAUAGACCACUGCAUCCAGGGGGGAGGAGAGAGGGGGGGGGGGUUGAAAUCCUGGCAGAAAAUUGUUGGGGGGUGUUAUCUCCUGGUGAAAGAAGACCAGACUUCUUAAAUAUGCUUGCCCCCCCCCCCCUCCCAAGUCAGGACCCAAGUCAGGACCCAUGCUAUGCCCCUGCUUGCACCAUGACAUCAAACACAAGAACGCCAAUUCUAGCUGGCAAGGAUUAACGACCACAGAAAACAGAUACAGAGCAACAUCCUUAGCAAAAAUGAGACAAGCUGAAAAAUAGCUGUAUUUUUGAAAAAUCUGUUUAUUUUUGCUUCAAACAUCACUCUGUAACAAGUUUUUAAUUUCACGGAAGUUUUAAAUGUCAUCAUCAUGUGAGUGAUCUAUACUGUUAUAAUAUUAUAUACAUUGCAGAAUCCAGAGGCAGGCAAAUACCUACUUCGAAUACUCCAUUUUCCAACAGGAGCAACACAGAAUUCUUUUAGGACAGUUCUGGAACUUCGGCAUGAAAAUAAUUCCUGCAUGAAAAUAAAGUUUCAAUUAAUUUAUUUAUGGCAGCAUUACUGACAGAAUAUUUUAUUGUUAUAACAUAUCAGAAUAUUUAAGAUAUUUAUUUAUCACUUCUCUGUAUCAGUUAUGAUUGAACAUUCUUAAUGUUUUAAGAUCUAUUUUUCCAAUAGUACAUAAACCAGCAGUGAGCCACUUUAACAUACAAUCAUUCAAUAGAAAAGGGGAAAUCUUUAAAUGGAAUGACACCAAAGUCUGGGAGUGACACCAAAGUCCGAAGAAAAGGUGAAGAUAUUUAAAAUCCCGCCCGAAGAUCUUGCAUUCGUUUUGAAGUUCGUUCAUCAUCCAGACAACACUUGUAGAUCGUCUCACAGAAUGGCAUCGUGUGAAGGAAUGAAGUCGUCUUGGAUAUCAGAUCUCUUUGAUGAAAGCAAACAACUUGUAAUGUGGCUGAAAGAUGGGAAGGGAAUUCUCUACAAAAAAUUUAAGGAGUGCGUAAAAGAAGGAAAAAAGCCAAUAUCAGAAUCAAAAUUUCAUGAUGGAUUGAAAGCUGGGAAUUUUAAAAGAGAUGGUUAG